AUGGUUGCAGUGGCGGACGAAAGUAAGAAGUACCGUUUGAGCGUAAAGACAUAUUCGGGUAAGGUUGGAUUACAUGACGUCUUUUUGAAAGUCAUGCGCGCAGGAGCUAAUUUCAAGUUUCACUUCAUUCCAGGAACUGCUGGCGAUUCCCUGAAACAACAUGGUAGCUCUUCCUUUACAACUAAGGAUCAGGACAAUGACAGCUAUGGCGGUAACUGUGCUGAUCGAUAUAAAGGAGGGUGGUGGUAUCAUAGAUGUUAUAAUUCAAACCUGAACGGUGUCUAUCGUCCUGGUAAGGACUCACCUUAUGCUGGUGGAGUCAGCUGGAAUAUCUGGAACUCUUUCAAGAGGGCUCAGAUGAAAAAUCAGAUCAGUGGAGCUUUAAAGGAUAUAUGCUAG
This is a messenger RNA of Stylophora pistillata, 399 nucleotides long. Its product is annotated as techylectin-5B. The record is from RefSeq and is a predicted model, not a curated record. Lineage: Eukaryota; Metazoa; Cnidaria; Anthozoa; Scleractinia; Pocilloporidae.